AUGUCUUAUGGUUCGCGAUGGACAAAUAAAAGAAGUUCGGGAAUAAAAGAUGAUUACGAUGAUGGUCAACUGUCUCCUGUUGAUGAAGAACUUUUAAGCAUAGAAGGGGGCGAAUACUUCCUUCCAAGCGCUGAUAAAGAUAUUGAAAGGUUACAAAUGCAGCAUUUUCUUUUUAGAUACAUCUGGGAUGGAAAUUUUUCAUCUCCGAUCCAUGACAAUUUUAUUGAUGAGUUGGCUACUCAGUAUCCGACAUCAACCUUUAUCGGAAUCGAUGAUGAUGAAGCUCGUUCUCGCAUACAUAUCGAACUACCAAAUGCUGAAUUUAUUCAUCUCAAUGAUAUGUUAGAAGAGUUGCCAUUCCCAG
Racocetra fulgida is the source of this 364-nucleotide messenger RNA. The record is from the annotation of a GenBank genome assembly. Lineage: Eukaryota; Fungi; Glomeromycota; Glomeromycetes; Diversisporales; Gigasporaceae.